This is a messenger RNA of Lagopus leucura (white-tailed ptarmigan), 3087 nucleotides long. RefSeq names its product ubiquitin conjugating enzyme E2 L3 (gene UBE2L3). The transcript is spliced from 4 exons. NCBI's taxonomy places the organism in Eukaryota, Metazoa, Chordata, Aves, Galliformes, Phasianidae. Bases 52 to 516 code for a protein of 154 amino acids. The record is from RefSeq and is a predicted model, not a curated record.
GAGCGCCCUGCCCGCCGCCAUGCAUUGUGGGGCGGCGGUAGCAGAGCCAAGAUGGCGGCCAGCAGGAGGCUGAUGAAGGAGCUUGAAGAAAUCCGCAAAUGUGGAAUGAAAAACUUCCGUAAUAUCCAGGUUGAUGAAGCUAAUUUAUUGACCUGGCAAGGGCUUAUUGUUCCUGACAAUCCUCCAUAUGAUAAAGGAGCCUUCAGAAUCGAAAUCAACUUUCCAGCAGAAUAUCCAUUCAAACCUCCUAAGAUUACAUUUAAAACAAAGAUCUAUCACCCUAACAUCGAUGAAAAGGGGCAGGUUUGUCUGCCAGUAAUUAGUGCUGAAAACUGGAAGCCAGCAACCAAAACUGACCAAGUAAUCCAGUCCCUCAUAGCACUGGUGAAUGAUCCACAGCCUGAGCAUCCCCUGCGGGCUGACCUAGCUGAAGAAUACUCUAAGGACCGUAAAAAAUUCUGUAAGAAUGCUGAAGAGUUUACAAAGAAAUAUGGUGAAAAGCGACCAGUGGACUAAAAUCUGACACAGCUGAUGUCAGCAACGUAUGAUAGAAGAUCGGAGCAGUGCAUUUGAGACAUCCCGUAAAGCAGGACUCUAUGGAAAAUUGACAAGUGCCACCUUUUGGUGUUAACUUGUGGCUGUUACUAACUUUCUACAGUUUUCUUAAUCAAAAGUGGGCUAGGUAACCUGUAAAGGAAGAAUUAAAAAUUUAAGAUGUUCUAGUUCUGCUUUCUUUGUUUAAAAAUCACUGCUUCAAUAUACUUUAAAGUAUGCUGUUUUCUUUUUUUUUUUUUUUUUGUCAGAAUUUAUCAAAAAUAUCUUAGACUUAUAUUCUGCCCUUGAAUUGAAAAGGUUGUGGCUGUCAUUUCUUACUUCUCCUUGCAGUUACCACUAUCCUGAGUUCAUUUAAUUCAGCAUUGAAUUUUUGCUCCUCCUCAAACUGAUGUCUUAGAAAAAAUAUCCCACUUCUGGCAGAAAAUGAUUGAGUGUUUGGCAGUUUUGUUUACUCUUCAAAACAUUGCACUGUGCUCUGUGGGACUUGCUGCAAGUUCCCCUUAACUUCAGUUUGUAACAUAAUAAAAAAAAAAAACCCAACUACAAUCAGAAAUGUCCAGGUCUUAUGUAAAUCUGGCUGAUGUUACCACAAAAUGUUUAUUAAAUGGGGAAAUCCAAUUUCUUGUCUGCGUUAUUGAAUUAGAAUAUGGCUUAUGUCCUGCUUUUGGAAAAUGCUGGGGAAAAAAAAGUAGUAGUAAAAUGUGAUUCCAAACUCCUUUCACUUUUAUUCUUAAUAAAAGUUAGUGUAAGUUAGCUUGGAUAAUGUGCACAGAACAACAGUGCGACCAGUUUAGAAGUUUCAGAAAUUGAGGACCAAGAGAUGCACCAAAAUACUAAACUGGUAUUGAGUGAAAAAGUUGGUAUUUUAGGAAUGAAUUAAUUUCAAAUACUGAAUGUUAGCACUGCUAGUGAGAUUUUCUUUCAUCCAAAUGCAGAUGAUAUACGUGCUAGGGAAUGGCACUCACGCCACUUCCUUCCCAGUUGCUGUACAGUUAUUACUGAAAAUAGUACGAGAGUAGGAUUAAGCAAUAAACUGAAUACACUUCACUGCUACUGUUCCUACGUUUUAAAAGUACACGUUAGGUUAUCUAAUGACUACAUCAAGUUAUCAUUCUGACUUGGGCAGAGCUGUUUUCCCUUUGCUCCAGGCACACCCACGCAUGCUGAAGGUUGCCCUUUCUAUUCAGAGUUGGGCACCUUUACUGUGUCUCUAUUGCUUUUCUUCUGCCUGCGUGUCCUAAGUCUGAAGUGUGAUUGUAGCUCCAAUCAAACUGCCAUACAAUCAAACUGCCUUCUCCACCUGUAGAACCUGAGUGUGUUACUGAGUAAACAGAUUUCCAGAAAUCCAUAGUUAGCUGGGAGUACAUAUCACUUCGAUUUGCAAGAACUUGAAUUAGAAAAUCCCUCACAUCUGGAUGGUUGUCUAUACUCCUAGAGUCACUUUUAAUACAGCCUCUACCUUUGCAACCUUGCAGAAGUAGUGCAUCAAGCUGUAGGUCUAUUGGUUUUUAAUGUAUAUUUGCUAUUCCUUCAUUUGCCCUUCUCAUCUGGCUUUUAUUUUGGAUUUAGUGAACAAUGACAGCCCAGUACCUCACCUCUGCUGAAAGUAAUUUUUUUUUAUUAGUUAGGGAGCUAAGAAAUUUCAUGUUAAGUGUUCUUAGAUGGAUUCUUUGGCAGGUAAAUGAAGUUAAACCACAUUCACCUUAUUUACGGAAACUUACCUUCCCUAAGUGUUUCUUGGCUUGUGAGAGCACUAUUACCAAAUUUUUCACAUCUUUGUGUCUUUGGUUGCAGAAAGUUGGUACUGAUUUUGUUUCCUUCACGCUCACUCAGAUUCGUAAUAAAAUAAUGCCAAAUUAUCUGUUGAACUGAAGUGUGUAACUUCGCAUCAGCUGAGUCACUGUACUUUUUGAUCAUGUCUGUUCACAAUUGAAACGUUCUUUAAAUUUGCAUUAUUUUUAUUAUUUAAAACGACUGUAGCACUAGGUUGCUGCCAUCGUUACUACUAAAUAGUAUACUUUCUGGUUGUAAGCCUCUCAGGUUAAAGACUGCAUUUAUUUCAGUGUGGCUUGGAUGCCAUUGUAAGGAAACUGGAAGAGCUGUGUAACUGAAGGAGCUUCAGCUGAUUCGUAGAGGUCUAUAGCAGUGCUGUACGCUAGCUGUUCUCAUUUCAUUUGUAAAGAUCACACAGAAGAUGAGCAUUACCAUCAGUUUUCUUUGUGUGUGUUUCAGAGCUCAGUUUUUAAUCAUGAAGUGUGUAACAUAAGUGAUGGCUUUUGUUUGCAGGUGGCCCUCUAAAAGGAAGAUAAAGAUCAAAUACUGUACUGUGUGGUUGAAGUCUGAGGUGAAAAAGAAAUCAAACCCUUUGUUAACUCAGGAAAUCAAGCUCUUGUGCUCUCUGGUUCCCUAAGCCAUGCUGAAUUCUAAACAUGCAGUUGAAAAUCCAAAAUAAAACAACUACACCCAUGAACACUGGUAUAGGCUUUCUGCAAUUCCAUUCUGCUACCCUAAUAAAAAUUGCUCUCAAAGGCA